UAAAGGCUUUGAAAAGUGUAUUAAUAUUCUUAGUAUAAAAAAAAAGAAUAUAAUUUGUUCGACUCAAUCGCAAUUCGGAUUCUCGGUCAAAAAAAAAAUCAUUAUCCUGUGAAAAAUCGAUUGAAUUUUUACCGUGCUUCACUGCGUGCUGUCAUAUGUGGAGCUUUUGUAAUAUAGUUCAAUAGUAAUCAAAACAAAAAAAAAACAUAGGCAUAUAAUUUCCGACUAAAGCAAUAUUUAAAAUAUAUAAAAAAAAACCAAAACACAAUUCUACGCAUGAACAACCAACAUGAUUGUUACAUCUGGUGUGGAUAGCACUGUUACAUUGGGUACUGUUGAGGUCACAACCUUAUUGGGUGCAUUCUUUGGUGUCUUGGUGCUACUUUUGUUGCUCUUCUUAUAUAUAAGUCGCAGAUGCUGCUUUCAUCAUCGCCAUGGCAUCAACUGCUGUGACGAGCGACACUUGGCAGCCAAAUGCGUGCAGAAGAUUACACGCAAACGUCGCUAUGAGAACACCAGCUCCGAUUCGGAGGAGGAUAUGCUGCGACGCCUGCGCUGGCAUCAGCAGAACAAUAAUAUAUUGCCGAAUGGCAAAUUUGUAGGCUAUGGCAUGGGCAUCGAUCAACGGAAUCCGUUGACUGGCCACAGUUUCAAUUAUCAUCAGGCUGACCUGCAGAGGGUGACAGUGACACGUGACCCUUUGGCCAUUGCUGAACGGGGCAAGGUCGGCAUACCGUCAUCCCAUAGCGAGUGCAGCUCCAAUGAUUCCAUCGAGGCAUCUGUCGACAGUCAAACGGGCAUUUUGACAGCCGACAGCAGAGCUGUGCCGGCUGUGUCAGCGCUGAGACACUCCUAUGCCAAGUCACAAAAAUAUCAACAUAAAGUCGACGUGCUGCCACAAAAGAUCGAAAAGGAUAGGGAUAGCGUGGUUGUGGUGCCAAUUACUACUAGUUUAAACAACAACAACAACAACAAUAGCAGCAUAACAAAUCAUAACUACAAUCAAAACAACAACAGCAACAGCAAUACCAUCAAUAGCACAGCUACGAACAGCAACAACAACAACAACGAUGAUGAACCUCUUUUUGAUACCAGCGACUUGCGUUCGAUCAAGUCGGACGAUAUGCUGGUUAGCGAUCCAAAGCUCACAGCUCCGCGUGGACCCAUUGAGCUGGAGAUGUCGCUGCUGUACGAUGCGCCAAUGAGGAAGAUGACGGUGCAUGUGAUGCAGGCGAGAAGUCUGCCACCUUUGCCCAAUGGCCAGCAGACGCACACACAGGUGCGUAUGCUGAUGCUGCCCAAUAAGAAGCAGAAGCACAAGACCAAGAUACGCAGUGGCGAGAAUCCGCAGUAUAUGGAGAGCUUUUUGCUGCACCGUGUCAAUCCAGAGGACGUCAACAACAUGGGUCUGCGUGUGCGUCUGUAUGGAUGUGAGCGGUUGCGCAAGGAGCGGCUCAUUGGCGAGGCCUAUGUGAGCUUUGCCACCGUGGACUUGGAGUUGGAGACAAAUCUGUGGCUGCCGCUGGAGCCACGAGUCACAACGUCACUGUUGGGCUCGACCAGCGAUCUGCUGAGUCUAGCCCGAUCGGACAGUGCCGGCUCCACAUCCUCCAUGCAACAUGGCGGUGUCUCGGAGCUGCUGUUGGGUCUGAGCUACAACGGAGUGACAGGUCGCCUCAGUGUCGAGAUCAUCAAGGGCAGUCAGUUUCGCAGUCUGACGCUGAACAAGGCGCCGGAUACGUAUGUGAAGCUGUGCAUGGUCAGCAGCAUUGGCCAGGAGAUCUCGAGAGCCAAGACGUCCAUAAGACGUGGACCCAAUCCGCUAUUCAAGGAGACCUUUGCGUUCCAGGUGGCGUUGUUUCAGCUGAACGAUGUGACGCUGAUGAUCUCGGUGUAUGCCAAGAGGCAUAUGAAGAAGAAUGAGAUGGUCGGUUGGUUUAGCCUCGGACUAAACUCAUCCGGACCGGAGGAGUGUGCGCAUUGGGCCGAUGUUUGUGAAAUGCCAAAAGGUGAGAUAUUGGCGCGUUGGCAUGUGCUGGUGGAUUCCUGAUUCGAGCAGUUGGGCCAGUCCACGGGACGCAGCACCAGAGCGCUCAAGAAAUUGAGCUUUGCUGCGUUCAAGGACCGGUCCAAGGAUAAAGCGCGUAAGGAGUCAGACGAGGCUCAAUUCCCUGCAGACAAUGCGGUUGCAGUCGACAUUGAGCCCGGCCUGGAGCUGGAUUUUGUGUAGAAAGGUUCGAAGGUUACCUUCGACUUAAAAAAAGGAGCUUUUUUUUGGAAAGAUGUGGAGAACCCAUUGGUAUCGAUCGAAAAAAAAUAACUUUGUGCUCCCCCAAGGACUACAUAUUGUAAUUUUUGAAAGAUCUGGCUAGACCAGAUAAAGGCCCACGGGUGGGCAACAAAAGAGUAUUUGUAAAAAAAAAACAAAUCAAAUUUGGCAAGCACACAUUUUUAUUAUAAAGUGUGAGAAAAAAAAAAAACAAUUAAUUAGAAUAUUAAAAUUUUUGUACGCAGCUGCAUAAGCAUAACUUGUUACUAUAACGAAAAAAAGGGGAAAA
Molecule: messenger RNA, 2558 nt
Organism: Drosophila arizonae
Lineage: Eukaryota; Metazoa; Arthropoda; Insecta; Diptera; Drosophilidae
Gene: Syt14
Product: Synaptotagmin 14
Molecular function (GO): phospholipid binding
Source: RefSeq, a predicted model, not a curated record